Protopolystoma xenopodis is the source of this 492-nucleotide messenger RNA. The record is from the annotation of a GenBank genome assembly. NCBI's taxonomy places the organism in Eukaryota, Metazoa, Platyhelminthes, Monogenea, Polystomatidea, Polystomatidae.
CGCGCCACUCGUCUCGCGCAUGCAAUGGUCAGUCGGUUUGGCUUGUCUGAUCGCCUGGGAGCCCAGGUUAUCACCGAAACACAACUGGCCAGUAGUCAGGUCGGGCCGAGCACUCGAGAUGCAAUUGACGCAGAGGUGGCUGGCUUACUGUCUGCUUCACUAGAGCGAACUCGUGCUCUGCUUACCCUACACGCCGAUCAGCACCGCCGAUUAGCAGAAGCUCUGCUUCACUAUGAAACCUUGAAUCGCGAUGAUGUCGAUGCGGUGCUUGAAGGUCGGCUUAAAACACCUACAUCACAGUUGCCAGCAGCCUCUCCAUCUAACACUGACAAUGGUCCUCGGGCCAUGGAUCCCGGUGACCAUGAUUUAGGGGGAUCUUUGAAGGGACCCAGAAGACGCAUGCAACCAGCUCCUGCCAGUUUUCCGAAGCCGACUGCAGCUACGGCUGCUACCGUUGCUGGCUCGAGUGGGGUCAGCCCAACUCUUGCCUAG